Molecule: messenger RNA, 563 nt
Organism: Aphanomyces astaci
Lineage: Eukaryota; Oomycota; Saprolegniomycetes; Saprolegniales; Verrucalvaceae
Exons: 1
Coding region: 128-499 (123 amino acids)
Source: RefSeq, a predicted model, not a curated record
CUUGUAUUUUGUAUGGAGCAUUUCUAUUUUUAUAACUGCCAAUGAACGGGCGAGUAGAAGUGAUUGGUGUGUCGUUGGUUCCCGAUUGGCUAUUUGGAGUGACGGUAUUAUUCGAACAAAACUCAUCAUGGCCAAGAGCAUCCGGUCCAAGAUCAAGAAGUACUGGCGCCGGGAGCUCCGCGCGACGAUCGGGAAGGCCGACCUGGAGAAGAAGGAGGCCAAGGUCCAGGCAGAGCUGAAGAAGGCCAUCGAUUCGCAGCAGGGAAGCUCCUUCGCGGGUCUCAAGGCCGCGUUCGGCAGUGUCAAGCCGGUCCAGGUGUCCCCCGAAGUGGACGAGUCCAUGACCGAAGGCGCCGUGGAAGCCGCGCUCCUGAACAACGAAAUCAAGCUGACCAACCGCAAGGACAACGCGGAGCUGGCCAAGAAGAAGAAGGGCGCAGGCAAGCCUGCAAAGAAGAAGUUCGUGCACUUCCACACCCUGCGAAAGAAGGGUGUAUAAAAGUAAGUGCAUCAAGUUUGUAGAUAAGUCAUUUCUAAUUUUAUAUCUCCUACUAAACCACCCG